AUGAGACAUGACAUACCUGCGCAAUACGACGUACCCCACCAAUAUGCCGUACUCUAACAGUACAUCCCCCAGCAACCUGACAAAGUCCAACAGUACAAUUGAUGACUUCAGCUUUUACUAUAGCCUACCUGACAACACAUUCCAAGCCUGCAACCUUAACAGUGUAAGGGACUUCAGCCGAGUCUUCCUUCCUACCCUCUACAGCAUUGUCUUCAUUGUGGGAUUCAUUGGCAAUGGCCUGGUGCUCUGUGUCCUGAUCAAGUACCACCGAAGGUCAAAUAUGACAGAUGUGUGCCUCUUUAACCUUGCACUUUCAGACCUCUUCUUUCUUAUCUCAUUGCCUUUCUGGGCCCACUAUGCCACCAUUACUGAUUGGAUCUUUGGGGGCUUCAUGUGUCAUGUAGUGACAGCACUCUACAUGCUGGGAUUCUAUGGAAGUAUCUUCUUCAUGAUCCUCAUGACCUUGGACCGCUAUGCAGUCAUUGUCCAUGCCCAUACUUCCCUCUUCUCCAAGCACCGGUCUGUCAAAACUGGUAUAGUGCUGACUUUGUUUAUGUGGGCACUUAGCUUGGGAGCCUCUCUGCCAACCAUCAUUUUCUCACAAGUAAAGAAUGAAUCAUUUGUAUGUACAUGCAGGGUGAAAUAUCCAGAAGGGACAGCAUGGAAGCCAUUCUUUUACAUUGAGCUGAACAUCCUCGGCUUGAUUAUUCCUCUCUCAGUGAUGGUGUUCUGCUACUCACGCAUCAUCCCCAUCUUAAUGGCCAUGAAGUCUCAGAAGAAACACAAAGCUGUCAGGCUCAUACUGGUCUUGAUCAUUGUUUUCUUUUUAUUCUGGACACCCUACAACAUCACCAUCUUCCUGCAGUUCCUGCAUACAUUGCAAUACUUGAACACCUGUAAGUGGCAACAGGACCUGCACAUGGCUAUGCAGUGGGUGGAAACCAUCGCGUUCAGUCACUGCUGCCUCAACCCCAUCAUCUAUGCCUUUGUGGGGCAGAAAUUCAGGAAUUUAGUUCUCCAGAUUCUGAAAGAGUGGUUUCCUGUUUGCUUUGGUCGGUGCACAACAAUCAUCAGUGAGUUCUCAGAAAGGAGGAGCUCUAUGUACUCACGUUCCUCAGAGAUAUCCACCACAAAGAUUAUGUAACCACCGGAUGCUGAUGCCAAAGGGGAUUUAUCAGAGGAAAUCAAAAAGCUGCAAAUUUGCAAAGCACAGAAUUACCACUGCAGUUGAUUUUCUUAAAAAAAAAAAGUCAUUGCUUUUCCAAUUUUGUUUUUUUUUUCCUUCUUAGUUUUUUGGCCAUUAAAAUAGUUUUAGUGGAUUUAUUUUAUUGUUUAGUUAUGCACAGCUUAUGUUUUUUGUUUUUUUUUGUUUUUUUUUUUACAUUUGCAGAUCAAUUUCAAACUAAUCCUGCAUG
Molecule: messenger RNA, 1415 nt
Organism: Neoarius graeffei (lesser salmon catfish)
Lineage: Eukaryota; Metazoa; Chordata; Actinopteri; Siluriformes; Ariidae
Product: C-C chemokine receptor type 5-like
Exons: 2
Coding region: 8-1144 (378 amino acids)
Biological process (GO): chemotaxis; immune response; G protein-coupled receptor signaling pathway
Cellular component (GO): membrane
Molecular function (GO): chemokine receptor activity
Source: RefSeq, a predicted model, not a curated record